This is a messenger RNA of Zophobas morio, 817 nucleotides long. RefSeq names its product putative beta-carotene-binding protein. The transcript has 3 exons. The record is from RefSeq and is a predicted model, not a curated record. The coding region runs from base 63 to 800 and encodes 245 amino acids. Lineage: Eukaryota; Metazoa; Arthropoda; Insecta; Coleoptera; Tenebrionidae.
UUGCUUUAGUAUUGUCCUUUGAACAUUUUUCAUUCAGGUGCUGAGCAGCGUGUGCGCGCAGAAUGAGUUCUACUUACACUUUCAUUUUGUCACUGUUGUUGUUCGUAGGUUUUUCUAGUUCGAAGAAAAUACCACCAUAUUUAACCCUAUGUAGUCGCCACGAUCCAAACCUAAAUGAAUGUGUCAAGAAUGCCGUGGAACAGCUUAGACCACAUUUGGCUCUUGGUGUUCCAGAACUAUUACUUCCACCUAUGGAUCCUCUGGUUUUACCUGAAGCGGGACUUAGUAGUGGUGACAACUUUAAAGCAUCAUUCAAAAAUAUUCAAAUUUACUAUGCCAAUGAAUUUAGAAUCGAUAACUUAAAUGUAAACUUAGACAAAUAUCAUAUAGAUUUAGAACUUAGUUUUCCAAGACUAAGGAUUUUAUCUCAAUAUAAUAUAGAUGGAAGGAUUUUAGUCCUACAACUUCAUGGACAUGGUCCAGCUGACGGAAAUUUCACUGAUGUAUCUGCAAACGCAGCCUUCGAGGGAGAAUUGAAAUCAAAAAAAGGAAAAGAGUAUAUUACCAUAAAAUCAGUUAAAGUAGAUUUAAAAAUUGGAAAACCUUUCUUCCAAUUUGAGAACAUCUUUAAUGGAAACGAAGAACUGAAUGUACAGACCAAUAAAAUUAUAAAUGAGAAUGUGGUGGAUAUAAUCGACGAACUAAGACCUGUUAUUGACAAAACAGUUACCGACUUUGCUAUCGGAAUUGUCAGUAGAGUAUUUAAUAGAUUUUCAUUUGAUGAACUGUUUCCUAAAUAAAUUAAAUAGCUAGUAAA